Gilbertella persicaria is the source of this 2294-nucleotide messenger RNA. RefSeq lists its product as uncharacterized. Bases 169 to 2094 code for a protein of 641 amino acids. The record is from RefSeq and is a predicted model, not a curated record. Lineage: Eukaryota; Fungi; Mucoromycota; Mucoromycetes; Mucorales; Choanephoraceae. The transcript has 2 exons.
UGCGUAUUUAAGCAGACAUUAUACAACACUCUAUGAUGGCUGUUUCUAUAAAAAUAACAUGAAAAAAAAAGGGUAUUAUUCUAUUUCAAAACAAUAGAGGCAUCAUCGAGAAAUAAAUUCUCUCUCUCUCUCUUUUUUUUUAUUUCUUUCUUUUCUUUGUUAAUCAAAAUGUCUAUUGAACCAGAAAUACCUUAUACCUUUAACGACGAUGAAGCUUCUGAUAAUGAUGAUGACUGGAGAGAUACCACUGUUCGUAUACCUUCACAAUCACAAUCGCGACAACAAACACCCACUAUCGACAUGAGCCUUCAACAUGCUCGAGCAGACACACCCGUCUCAAGUGGUUCAGUUCGUAGUUUUACAGACACGACUGUCGUACCAGAAACUGUCCAUCGAAACGCUGAUGAUUACUGGGUCUUGCCUGCCCAUUUUAACCCAAUGGAUAUCCUGGGUGAAUACCUCGACACGAUUGCUGCUCGUGCUAACGAAAACGACACACGCUCCCUUCGCAAAACGAAGAAAUGGAGUAAGCCUGAGCGCGAAUUGACAGAGAGAGAGAAAAGACGUGCUGAACGAAAGCAAGCCAAGAUGGACGAAGAGAAAAGAUACCAAGGAUUACCUGCUGUACCUCAAAACUUCCAUGCUGUGUUUCCUUUGCCUGAUAAACGCUUGCCUUUAGUGCGCUUUAUGGGUGAUCGAGGUGAAGAAUACUUCAAUUCGAUUCGGGCUGAAUGCAAAGCGUUCCUUUGGUACGAAGAAGUAGGCAAUUUGAUCCGAAUCAAUGCAGAUACAGAGGAAUCUGUCAGGGAAGCAGGCAAGCGUGUUCGUAACUGGUAUUUGCGUUGUUGUCGUAAGCCUAUUGGAAGUACAUUGCGAUUAUUGCAACAACCUUCCAAGCAAUGGCUCUUGAGAUACCGUCGAUUACCGAGUACAUUUGUCACUUACACUUAUGCAGACCCUGAACGAGAGAAAAUGAUGUUAGAAAAGCACCGAUUAUUGGAAACAGUGGCUCAUGGUACACCAAUGUCUCUCAUCAGUCUGAGUGAUGAACGACCUCAGGAAUUGUCUGAACAAGGACGAAAAUUAAAUGCACGCAAUGAAACCUUUAUUGAACAGAGUUUGGCAGAUGGUAUCGAAAGUUUACGUUUAAAUGACUGGAUGGUCCGUAUGAAGAUUCGAUAUGGUAGUAUCUGUUUGAUGAAUUACCCCAAGAAGGAUGAUAAAUACCUAUCAAUUGAAAAAGUCAGCGACAAGAUAUUCCGUAAGCCCAUGUUCAAGUCUGCUUUAGCACCCUGUAUGAGCAAAACAAGGGAUCAUCUUCAACACUUGUUUGACUAUCUUUCCAACGGUACGGAUGCUGUUGAAUACUCUGAGAACCCACGCACUUCGUUUGUGGUUCAUGCAAAGCAGUACCCAGCAGCAGCUCCACCCCGUGUGUCUGGUCAGCGUGAAGCUUCGCGUGGUGAUAUGUGGGAUACUGUCAUGCAAGUCUCUUUUACUGAAACAGGCUCUCGACUUCUUUGGAACACUAUGACAGACUGUACAGAUUUAGUCGAUAUCAACUGUACCAACAUUGAAGGACGUUACUCUUGGGAUCUCAAGCUACAACAUGCCCGUCAAUUACCCAACAAUGACUUCGAUACACCUCAUUCUAAAUUCUGGCAAGCCCUGCGCAUUUCACCUGAUAAACGAUUGAUCAUGGCUACUUUUAGUGAUUAUGUCCCUCAUUUGGUGACUCAAAAGACAAAAUGGCUCUACAACUGGAAAGGAUAUGUGGUUGAAGUCUGUAAAGAUGAGAUAUGGGACAUGACUCGUAUCAAAAGAAAAGAUCAUGAACUUCCUGUAGAUCUUACUGCUUUUGAACCACACCGUUCUUUGUAUAAAGUCUCGCUCUACAAAGAAGCUUGGGUUGAUCGAUUUGCUGAAAACUUGACUUUAAAGAUUGGAGAGGCUCCUAGUUGGACAUUACGUGAUUUCCUUGGCUCCGAAGAAGAAAAUGUUCGUGCGAUCAUGAAGGCUGCAAAGGAAUUUGGUGAAAUUCUGCAUGAUAAAGUGCCUCUUUACUGGGAUAGCACUAGCAACUCGUUGGUUUAAAUAAAAAAUUCACUGUUCAAAUACCUAAAUCUUAAACUUGUUAAAAAACAUUGUUUCUAUUGUUAUUGUUGUGAUGUUGUAAGAGAAAAGAUAAAAAACAAAGAAGUCGAUUAGAACUUGUAUAGGUUUAUUCUUGUGAUGUUUUGAUAAUAGAGAGUUAUAUGAUAAGUUAAUGUAUAGACAAAGGUAGAUACUUUGAG